This is a messenger RNA of Mya arenaria, 1852 nucleotides long. RefSeq lists its product as uncharacterized. The coding region runs from base 11 to 1669 and encodes 552 amino acids. The record is from RefSeq and is a predicted model, not a curated record. The transcript is spliced from 2 exons. Lineage: Eukaryota; Metazoa; Mollusca; Bivalvia; Myida; Myidae.
UCAUUUGAAAAUGGAGUCCACACAAUCUGCCACGGGUACUGUCUCUGAAAAGGCCACAAGUCUCAAGAUUAGAUACAGAGGAACACAGGCGUAUGGACAACUUGACAAUCUAUCAAUCUCUUAUCAGCCUACCAAAUGGCCAACCUUUGCCCAAGGAUCGAAGAUUUUAGCGACAGCGGAGGUAAAACCUGUGACAUUUGAGGCAUUCCAAGGCGUAUAUUUUAGUCAACAUUCUACUUUUAUCAAUAAACCAAAGAAAAAUAAAAACCAGUUUGGACCUGGAAGGUCAAAGAGAGUACAGAGAGGCGGUAUAAGGCAAAAUAUUUUCUCAAACGAUGGCAAAGACAGACCUAAAGUUAAUUCGCCAUCAGAAAAUUCCGAAACCAGGCGGGAAGACAAUGUUGAGUCUGGACCUAUUGUAUCGCAUUCAGCACAACAAUCCUUAACAGCUGUUACUCUCAAGUCACCAAAAGGCGAAAUGGACAGAGAUACUGUAGAUGUGCAAUUGCUCAGAGAGGGUGCUCAGUUCGAAGAAGGAAGACAUCUCCAAGCAACAGUAAAAAGCAAAACAUGUGUAGAAGGCAAUAACUCAAUGAUGAGUCACCCGCGCACAAACACGAAAGGACAACUAAUGGGCGACCUUACAUCUAAUGGCAGCAUAGCAGCACCCAUUUCCUUGAAAACAGGUGACUCUGGGUUUUAUGACCAAUAUGCAACGAAUUCAGCACGUUCCUCAGAAUUUUGUUCUCUUCUUUCCCCAUCGGUCGAACUAGAUGGAGGGACAUUAGAGGUGCAAGAACUCAGAGAGCAUGUUCUGUUAGAAGAGACAAAACCUGAACAGGUCAGAGAAGAGAACAUCAUUUCUGAAAAGCACGAAAAGAAACUGAUGCUUCAAAAGCAGACUAUUACCGGAGCUCAAUUAAAAGAAGACCUGGCACCUGAUGACAGUGCAACAACAUCCGUUUCUUUGGAACCAGAUGCCAGUGCUUCCUAUAAACUAAAUUCAGAAAAAGAAAUAACUCAAAGCCAUGUUAGAAACAUUGUAGCAGAUGAAUCUCUAGAGAUGUUGAUGAUUUUUCAAUCAGAGGCACAAGCAAUCACAGAUCGGCAGUUGACAAAGAUCAGCUCUGCUACUGCUGACCUUUGCAUUCAGGAUAAGCAGCAUUUAAUAUCGUCUACGGGUGACACUGGAUCAUGUAAAGGAAAGAAAGACUUUGUGAUUCUUCAUGCAGAUUGCGAUACAGGUCGUUCACACGAUUACAAGGAACACCUAGAGGAUAUAACCAGAGAUGCCAACAUUAACCCACCGUUGUCUGUUGACUUGUACAGCAGCAUCGAUGUAAAUAAACCAGGACUACAAGGACUAAAGGCUUUGUACGACAAAUACAGAUACAUUCUUGUUUUUGUGACACGUGCAUUUGAAUACGAUAAUUACGCUAAGUUUCAGAAUGAAAUUGUUCAGACUUUCGGUUUACAAAGUGGUUCUGAGUGCGCUUACCGUGUGUUGCCAGUUUGGAGAGAGUACGAAAAAAGUCAUAGUACGAUAAUUGCUUUAAAGUGUCUUCCAGGAUUUCCGUAUGUAUGGUUUGUUAGUAAACCAGCAAUGAAGAGAAGUUAUAUCGAUAUUGUGAAAACCACUGUUGUAAAGUCAAGACUUGAGAUCCCAUAGACUAAAAUCUUAAAAAAAUGUUUUGCCUUAGUAUGUAUAUAACACAAAUGUGCCUUACCUUAUUACAAAUCGGUGUUUGAAAUCGCUCUAAAUUUGAUAGUAUAUGCAAGGCAGCUUAAAAUUCUUCCAAAUGUUUUUUUUUAAGAAAAGAAAAUCAUGUCUGGCUUAUAAAAAGAGGACACA